Carica papaya (papaya) is the source of this 3550-nucleotide messenger RNA. NCBI's taxonomy places the organism in Eukaryota, Viridiplantae, Streptophyta, Magnoliopsida, Brassicales, Caricaceae. The record is from RefSeq and is a predicted model, not a curated record.
UUCCGUUUCCAGGAUCUAAGAAGAAAUGAGGGCCGAUAAUUCGUAGCAUUUCUCUGGUCUCUCUGUUGUCGAGGACCCGAAAAUCACCGUAUUCAUCAUUGCAUGCUCUCUUAUCCUCUCCUGUCGACGUCUCUGUGUUCAUCUCUGUCUCCGUCUCCGGAAUCUGGUUCAUCUUCACAAUCACACCUGAAAGCAACAAAAAACUUAUUCCUACUCCCUUUCAUCGCCAUGAAGGAUCGCCCUCCUUCCUCGUACGGCGACGUUUACAUCCCUCCUCACCACCGUUUACGCUCCGUCGUCACGGUGCCGCCUCGUCACUCUUCCUCCGCUUCUCCGAUCGACUCCAAGCUCGGUGACAGCCAAACCGCCGGUCUAAAACCUAAGGCCAGCAACUUGCCUUACUUGCAAGCUCGUCAACAGGAACAAAAGCAGCGACAACGGCAACAGCAACAGUAUGUUUCAGCUUACGAUGACGGUGUGUCAGAGGAUGGCUCUGAUCGUGAGUACGAGACACCAUGUCAGCCGGGUACUUCCCCUUGUGCUAAUAUUGAUGAGUGGAAACAGAAGUUAGCCAUGCUUUUACUUGAUGGGGGAAGGCAAGAGUUGGUCUCUCGGGAGAAGAAAGAUAGAAGGGAUUUUGAGCAAAUAGCAGCUUUAGCAAGCAGAAUGGGGUUGCACAGCCAUGCAUAUGCUAAGGUUGUUGUCUUCAGUAAGCUCCCACUGCCAAACUAUAGGUUUGAUUUGGAUGACAAGCGUCCUCAGAGAGAGGUCAACUUAAACACCUAUCUGCUUAAAAGAGUUGAUGCCUAUCUUGGGGAAUAUCUUUCUCAAAAAUCAAGGACUAAAGAUAAGUGCCCUGAAGAUUCCUUUUCAAGAUCAAGCAGCAGUGGUAGUAUUGCUACUGAUGAAGGGCUUUUCGAGCAACCAGAGCCACUUGCAGCCACUAAGACUGUAAUGGAGAAAAUCUUCCGGAGGCGAAGUUCUCAACUACUUGAUCAGCAAAAGUCUUGGCAGGAAUCUCCGGAAGGUAGCAGAAUGCUGGAAUUUCGUAGAACUCUUCCUGCUUAUAAGGAGAAGGAUGCAAUAUUGACAGCCAUUUCACAGAAUCAGGUUGUUAUUGUCUCAGGUGAAACUGGCUGUGGCAAGACAACACAAAUUCCCCAAUUUAUUUUAGAAUCUCAGAUUGAUAUGGCUUCUGGAGCUGCUUGUAGUAUUAUAUGUACACAGCCAAGGCGAAUAUCUGCCAUGUCUGUUUCUGAAAGAGUUGCUUAUGAGAGAGGGGAGAAAUUGGGUGAAUCUGUGGGAUACAAAGUACGGCUGGAAGGUAUGAGAGGCAGGGAUACUCGCCUUCUCUUCUGCACCACAGGCAUUUUGUUAAGAAGAUUGCUUGUCGAUAGAGAUUUGAAAGGUGUUACCCAUGUGAUUGUGGAUGAAAUUCAUGAACGUGGAAUGAAUGAAGAUUUUCUACUUAUCAUCCUUAAAGAUCUUCUUCCUCGUCGCCCAGAGUUACGGCUGAUUCUGAUGAGUGCUACUUUAGAUGCUGAGCUUUUCUCAUCUUAUUUUGAUGGGGCUCCUAUAAUUCGCAUUCCGGGUUUUACAUACCCAGUUCGGACUCAUUUUCUGGAGAAUAUUUUGGAGAGAACGGGCUAUAGAUUGACUCCUUACAAUCAAAUUGAUGAUUAUGGUCAAGAAAAGAUGUGGAAGACGAGCAAACAAGCACCAAGGAAGAGAAAGAGCCAAAUUGCAUCUGUUGUGGUGGAUGCACUUAGAGCAGCUGAUUUCAAGGAAUAUAGCCCCCAGACUCGGGAGUCUUUGUCAUGUUGGAAUCCUGAUUGUAUUGGUUUUAAUCUCAUAGAAUUUCUUCUCUCUCAUAUAUGUGAGAAUGAAAGACCUGGUGCUGUUCUAGUUUUUAUGACUGGCUGGGAUGACAUAAGUUCUUUAAAGGAGAAGCUCUUGGCACAUCCUGUUUUGGGGGAUCCAGCCCAUGUUUUGUUGCUUGCCUGUCAUGGUACCAUGGCAAGUUCAGAGCAGAGAUUGAUAUUUGAAGAGCCUGAAGAUGGCGUGAGGAAAAUAGUGCUUGCUACUAAUAUUGCGGAGACAAGCAUCACAAUUAAUGAUGUUGUUUAUGUUAUAGACUGUGGGAAGGCAAAAGAGACCUCCUACGAUGCACUCAAUAACACUCCUUGUUUGCUGCCAUCAUGGAUUUCUAAGGUUUCUGCUCAACAGAGAAGAGGUAGAGCUGGCCGUGUUCAACCUGGAGAAUGUUAUCAUCUAUAUCCUAGAUGUGUAUAUGGCGCUUUUGCAGAACAUCAAUUACCUGAAAUUUUGAGAACACCUUUGCAGUCUCUUUGUCUGCAAAUUAAAAGCCUAAAACUUGGGAGUAUUUCUGAGUUCUUGUUUAGAGCAUUGCAAUCACCCGAGUUAUUAGCGGUCCAAAAUGCUAUUGAAUACUUAAAAAUUAUUGGAGCCUUAGACGAGAAUGAAAAUCUCACUAUUUUAGGUUGCUAUCUAACCAUGCUUCCAAUGGAACCCAAGCUUGGGAAGAUGCUUAUAUUAGGAGCCAUUCUCAAUUGUUUGGAUCCAGUAUUAACCAUUGUUGCUGGCCUUAGUGUUAGAGAUCCUUUCUUAACACCAUUGGAUAAAAAGGAUCUGGCAGAGGCUGCAAAGUCUCAAUUCUCCCAUGAUCAUAGUGACCACCUUGCUCUUGUCCGGGCCUAUGAGGGCUGGAAAGAUGCAGAGAGGGACCUUGCUGGUUAUGAAUACUGCUGGAAAAAUUUUCUUUCAGCACAGUCGAUGAAAGCUAUUGAUUCUCUCCGGAAAGAGUUCUUCUCUUUGCUUAAGGAUACUGGACUUAUUGAUGGCAACAUAAGCAACUGCAAUGCAUUUGCCCAUGAUGAACAUCUCAUCAGAGCAGUUAUUUGCCAUGGCCUGUAUCCUGGAAUUUGUUCCAUCGUGCACACUGAGAGAUCAUUCUCACUGAAAACUAUGGAGGACGGGCAGGUGCUUCUGUACUCGAACUCAGCCAAUGCUAGGGAGUCAAAAAUUCCGUAUCCGUGGCUAAUUUUCAACGAGAAGAUAAAAGUGAACUCUGUCUUCCUAAGGGAUUCUACUGCUAUUUCUGAUUCUAUCCUUCUCCUUUUUGGUGGUUUUAUCUCGAGAGGAGAUGCUUGGUUUAUGCCACACUUUGACAGGAUGGCCACUUGAAAAUGUUGGGAGGAUACUUGGAAUUUUUCCUGAAACCUGCUGUAGCAGAGAUGUACCAAACCUUAAGGAAAGAACUCGAUGAGCUAAUACAGAUAAAAGUAAGUUAAAGUUCUCCUUGAGCUGGUAGGAUUCCUCCAUUUUUCGUUUUUUUUUUUCUUUUCGUGACCCUUUCAAGUUUUAUAUACCUGUCUGCACAUGAAACAAAGAUAUCCUUACUUUUCUCCUCUGGCUUUAUCAUAGUUUUGAAUUGAAAAAAACUGUGAUGAUUAGAGAGAGGUGUAGAACCUGACAUAAAUAAGAUGGGUACACUUAUGGGCAUUUGUGACAGAGAGACAAAGCUAGGGAA